This is a messenger RNA of Monodelphis domestica (gray short-tailed opossum), 1281 nucleotides long. RefSeq names its product cdc42 effector protein 2. Gene Ontology annotation, molecular function: small GTPase binding. NCBI's taxonomy places the organism in Eukaryota, Metazoa, Chordata, Mammalia, Didelphimorphia, Didelphidae. The record is from RefSeq and is a predicted model, not a curated record. Gene Ontology annotation, biological process: positive regulation of actin filament polymerization; Rho protein signal transduction; positive regulation of pseudopodium assembly. Gene Ontology annotation, cellular component: cytoskeleton; plasma membrane; cytoplasm.
GGCCCUUGGGCGGGGCCCGCGGAGGCGGAGCUGCUGGCCCGGGGCCUGGGAACAGUUCGCUCGCAGCUGCUGUGAGUCCCUGUCCUGCGCCCGGCCAGAUUACUCCUCGGACCCGGACUUCCUCGUAAGCUCCGAGCUCUCUACGAGCGGCAGAGACGCCGGCGCCCAGCCCGACGGGCGCCCUCUGCCAGCCUCGCCCUCGGGCGAUGGUGCCAUGUCCGCCAAGGUGCCCAUCUACCUGAAGCGGGGCAGCCGCAAGGGGAAGAAGGAGAAGCUGCGGGACCUGCUGUCGUCGGACAUGAUCAGCCCGCCGCUGGGCGACUUCCGCCACACCAUCCACAUCGGCAGCGGCGGCGAGGGGGACAUGUUCGGCGACAUCUCCUUCCUCCAGGGCAAGUUCCACCUGCUCCCGGGCACGGGGGGCGAGGGGCCCGACGACGACGACGACGGCGCCUUCAACCUCCCCUUCCAGUUCGCCCGCACCGCCACGGUGUACGGGCGCGAGCCGCUGGGCUUCUCCGACGGGCACUCCCCCCUGCUCAAGAAUGCCAUCUCCCUCCCGGUCAUCGGCGGCCCCCAGGCCCUCACCCUGCCCUCCGCGCAGGCCCCCCCCAAGCCCCCCCGCCUGCACCUGGAGCCCCCGGCCCCGGCCGCUGGGGAGAGCGAGGACUCGGCAGCCUGGAGGACUCGGGAGCCGGACUCUCCCCGGAACGGCUUCGUGCCUGAGCGGGACGGCGAGGAGCCCUUCCUGUCCCAAGCCAGCUCCCUCCUUUCCCUGCACGUGGACCUGGGACCCUCCAUCCUGGACGACGUGCUGCAGAUCAUGGACCAGCACCAAGACCCAGACAGAGUCGAGACCCCCACAUAAACCCUGGGAGCGGGGCAGGGCGGGGAGGGGGCGCCGCCUUCACUCCGACGAUCGCGGGGCAGAUCGCUUCUCACUCGUGCCUCAGUUUCCCCCGCUUCGUCCCACGGACAGGACGAGGUUUUGAGCCUCGGAAGAAAAGCACUUUGCACUCCUCGGGACAAGUAGGGGCCCCUCCGGGCCGAGGCGGGCUCAGCGCCCUUCUCGCGGCCCAGCUGGCGGGAGCCAGUUCUCUCUUCCCUCGGCUAGGAUGUGGGUGACGGUGCCGACGGUUCAAGAACGGACCGCAGGGAUCCCCCAGCCCCGGCCGGCGGGCAGCUGUCUUCUAGACUCCGCUUGGCCUCUGGGCUCUGUGUCAGCCCGUCCCCUCCCCCCUUACAGUGAGCUGUGAUUGCAAUAAACCGUGCUGGACCGGC